Messenger RNA from Syzygium oleosum, 2008 nucleotides. RefSeq lists its product as uncharacterized. The coding region runs from base 273 to 1862 and encodes 529 amino acids. The transcript has a single exon. NCBI's taxonomy places the organism in Eukaryota, Viridiplantae, Streptophyta, Magnoliopsida, Myrtales, Myrtaceae. The record is from RefSeq and is a predicted model, not a curated record.
AAGCAACAUUGGAUCGAAGGAAUGAAGCUGAAAAGAAGAGAAACAAGAGAGAAAAUCUGCAGCACUUAAUGCAGUGUAAUCUGAAAGACUCGAAAUCUAACACCAAACCUCCCUCACCACCGCCAGUUCACUCGCUCUCUUUUGCGUGGCUCGUGUUGCUUCCAUGUUGGCAGCUCGGUCAUCACUCGUUCUCUCCAUAAAUCCCUCGCCGAAUACCCUUAAAUCUUCUCUGCACUCGACUCGGCUCGGAGCGGUGGAAUCGGUUAGCAAAGAUGUUGGACGUUUGGUCGUGGAUUUGCGCGUUGCCCGAGUCGGCCACGUGGACCGAGCCGGGCUCGGGCUCGCCGCAGGUCUUCGAACUCGCGAGUUCCAAGACAGGUCGCGGGGGAGCGCCUGGGUCGAUCCGGAUUCAGGCAGACCGGACCUUGAGACCCGGUUCGGAACCAUCGGUGACCUUCGCAGUCCGUGCUUGCAACUUCCAAGAAUCUAGCGAGGAGAGGACCCUCUGGGUCUCUGACGCGUGUCCUCUCUCCUCGGACAAGCCGUUCCUCCCGCUGCUGCUCCAGCUUCUCCAAGAGACGAUCUCGCGGUCGCCGACCACGCGUGAGAGCUCGUGCCCGCGCUCCCAGCUCCAGAAGCUCCGUCCCGAUCCGGUCUCCUGGAUCAUGGACUCCCACUCGCCCGAAUCCCUGUCGAGCUUCUUCAACCUGGUGUUCCUCACGCGCAUGUUCUGGGCUUGCUCGUUCGACGUGCCGAGCGAGAUCGGGUCCUUCUACUUCCAGUCCCUGCUGGCCCCGAACCUGGAAGCGCUGUCCUGCAAGCACGCGCCCGUGCUUCGCACCUUCUUGUGGUCGGUCGGCGUCGACGCGGAGGUGUGCUUCAUGCGCACCCUCGGGUACAUGCUGGCGAAAUGGCUCAUUUUGAGGGAGGUGGGCGUAGGAUUACAAGCCCUAACCCCUCUGCCCGUUCAGGGACUCUCGUUCUCCUACGCGACGGAGGCUCACGGGCUUUGGAUCUUGAAGGGCUAUGCGCCAGUGGCGGCCAUGAAGCUCACACGCUCGAACGAUCAGAUGAAGAAGUUUCCCGUCAUGGAAGCGAAAGAUUCAGUGCUGAAGUACGUGCUGUCGCACCAGCAACUUGAGGCCGUCAUUCAGUUGGAAUAUUCGGUCAAGUUCUGUGACGGGUAUAUCCAGGUCAAUGCACGUGUCGACAACGUACGCCUCCACGUGGUGAAUCUCGGGUUCGGUAAGGAGAGCAGCGGCAACGACGACUUGGCGUUCGCCGGCGAGAGGCACUUCCCUUCCAGGGCCCGCGUCUGGGUCGGGCCGGAGGUCGGGGCGACGUACGUGGGCGGGCUCAGCCUGGGCCGGUCCACGAGCAACGGGGAGAGAGGGCUGGAAACGCAGAGGAUCAUGAAGAGCACCUUCGGGAAGUCGAAGGUGCCGGAGGCGAAGGCCACCGGGAAGACGUCGACGCGCGCAAAGCUGAGGAACUGGAGGUGGGACCAGGACUCGGAGGGCAACGCUGCAGUGUUCGACGCGGUCCUGCACGACAGCACCACCGGCCAGGAGGUCGCCAUGUGGCAUCCGUCAAACGGCGACGGGUUCCGGAGGAGGUACACAGCUGCGAACAGGCCGUUUACGAAGUCCGGAGGGCUAGUAUUCGCGGCAGAUGAGUAUGGAGAGAGCGUGGGGUGGAGGCUGAGCAGGGAGAUGGAAGGGAGUGUGCUGAAGUGGAGGAUUGGAGGGCAAGUGUGGCUGAGCUACGUGGCCAAUGAUGUGAAGAGCUCAUACUUUGAGACUAGGGUUGUGGAGUGGUGUGAUGAGAUUGACUUGCCCCUGAUUCCUGGCAAAUUGGCAUAGAAAAAUCUGAAACUUAAGGUUUGGUAUAGUCCGUAUGUAUAUACUUUAGUACAUAUGUAUUGGCUUGCUCUAUGAUAAAUGUAGUGCAUACCCAAUAAUGUACCUGAAUCUUAUGAGAAUUAUGAAUGGAAAAAUCUAUUUAGUAA